AUGCGCCACCCCGCCGGCGUCAUCGUGGUGGCUGGGGUCACCGGCGUCGGGAAGUCCAAGCUGGCGAUCGACCUUGCUCGGCAUCUCCACCCGUCGCCUCCAUCCGGCACACCAGAGCCGCACGUCGAGGAUCUGGCCCUCACGCGGCUCCCGGCUCCGGGGCUUGGGACGGCGGCGCCGCUGUCUGGUCUUAGUGGCUUUGUCGAAUCGGACCCCCGGCCGAGUGUCAUCAACGCCGACUCGCUACAGGUGUAUGGCUCUUUGCCGGUGGCCACGAACCACGUUACGGUGGCCGAGGCCCAAGGCGUGCGACACUACUUGCUGGGAUCAUGCGACCGGCCAGACACCGAAGGCGAGCCUGCCGGCUCGGGGACCGUGGCACUGCCUCCGGAGUGCUGGGCCGGCCGGUGCCCGCUCGCUGACGAGUACAGUGUGCUACGCUUUCGCGAUGAGGCCGACCAGCUUAUUGCCGCACACCGGGCGCACGGCCGUACGCCGAUCAUUGCCGGCGGAACGCACUACUACAUCCAGUCACUGCUCUUUCCCUGCCUGUUUUUGGACAGCCAGCCCAAUGCGGAUGGCGUGCCGGAGGAAGUUCUUCAGGAACUUGCCGAGCUGCGAACCAUCGAGCCGGGGGAUUUCUCUCGCGGCGUGCUGCAGGCCAUCGGGUACAAGGAGUUCCGCGAGUGGUUCCAAUGGCGAGAGGCGGACGGUGCCAGCACGGCUCCUUCGGAUGAGGCCGUCCUUCUGCAGGAGGCAGUCGAUCGGACCAAGACCGCCACCCGGGCAUACAUCCGGGCCCAGCUCCAAUGGAUCCGCAAGCGCUUGAUCCCGCAGGCCGGGUACCGCCUUGACGGGGGGCCCGCAUCCGUGGAAUCACCCCGGUGCCUGGUCUGGCCACUGGACGUGUCUCCGGUGCUGCGCGGCGAUCGGAGCUGGGAUGAUGCGGUGCUGGCCGAGGCGCUGGCAGUAUCGCGCGCCUUCCUCGGUGGUGUGGAGGCUCCCUGCUCCGUGUCUGCCGCCACCGACGGCUCGGCCCCUGUGGAGGAUGAGGUCAACCUUGCCCGGCCACUGCCCGGGUGGUUUAUCAGCCUGCUGAAUGGUGUGGCCCGACCGGGGAAGCGCCGGCGCGAUGACUCCUCCACCCUUGCACGGGCAGACGCUCCCAUGUUGGACCGGGUCCUGGUCCCGCCGGGCGAGUGGCGGAAGUUUGUUUGUGCCACCUGCUCCGGCCGCGUGCUCAAUGGCCCGCACGAGUGGCAGGUCCAUCUGCAAUCGCGAUCGCACAAGCGCCUGGCCAGCCGGGCCCGGCGCACGGAGGCACGUGCGGCCAGCCGCCCCGCUGUGGCCGACAGCCCGGAGCCACACCCGGCCCCGGCCCCGGAUGAUUCGCCUGUCUGA
Fonticula alba is the source of this 1401-nucleotide messenger RNA. RefSeq lists its product as hypothetical. The transcript is spliced from 4 exons. Lineage: Eukaryota; Rotosphaerida; Fonticulaceae. Gene Ontology annotation, biological process: tRNA modification. Gene Ontology annotation, cellular component: mitochondrion. The record is from RefSeq and is a predicted model, not a curated record. Bases 1 to 1401 code for a protein of 466 amino acids. Gene Ontology annotation, molecular function: tRNA dimethylallyltransferase activity.